This is a messenger RNA of Rana temporaria (common frog), 513 nucleotides long. Its product is annotated as activating signal cointegrator 1 complex subunit 1-like. NCBI's taxonomy places the organism in Eukaryota, Metazoa, Chordata, Amphibia, Anura, Ranidae. The record is from RefSeq and is a predicted model, not a curated record. Gene Ontology annotation, cellular component: nucleus. The annotation marks the transcript as partial. Gene Ontology annotation, biological process: DNA alkylation repair; regulation of DNA-templated transcription. The transcript has 3 exons.
UGUGAUCUUACAAUUUCUAAUCCUUUUUUUAUUUCAGUAAUUACUGGGCAACAUCGAAAUGGCGUAAUUUCUGCACGGACGCGCAUUGAAUUGUUAGCGGAGACAUUCCGGAAGAAGCAGCCUUUCACCCACUUUCUGUCAUUUGCACUAAAUCAGCCAGAGAUUCAGGAGAGGUUCCUUCAGUUCAAAGAAGAGGUCCUGACUAAGUGCUCAAAGGAUCGUGGGGUGGAAAGCACCAUUUUCCAGAACCCAUCUAAACUCCACCUGACAAUAGGAACACUGGUUUUGCUGAAUGAAAAUGAAGUUGAUCAGGCAUGCCAGCUGUUACAGAAGUGCAAAGGGGAAUUUCUGGAUAAAAUUGCAGCUGGCAAACCAAUGCAAGUGAAAAUGUCUGGAAUUGAAUAUAUGAAUGAUGACCCAGCAAUGGUGGAUGUCCUUUAUGCAAAAGUCGAAAUGAAGGAUCGAUCAGAAAGGUUAGUAUUGCAAAGUUUAGUUUGAAUUUCGUAUUACCGU